UCCAGCUAAGGCUAUUCUGAGCAGGUGGUUCCGGUGGCGAGGCGGGUCCACUGAGCCUCUCACUGAGCCGCUUGAAUGGACGAGGGACACACGGAGAACUUAAAGUGGCUUCUUACCUAACUUCAUCCAGAAAAAAACAAGAGCUGGUCCUGCGAAGGGAUUAGCUCCGUGUCUGUGCCAACAUGGGCCUGCCCUCGGUGAUGGUGUUGCCCCUGCUCGUCGUCAUCGCAGCGGGGGUUUAUUACAUCUACAACGAGGUGAUUCACUUCAUGUCCAAGUCGUUGGUGCGAAACAAAGUGGUGGUCAUCACCGACGCUGUGUCUGGAGUGGGGACAGAAUGCGCCCGCCUCUUCCACAAAGGCGGCGCCAGACUGAUCCUAUGUGGAAUGAGCUGGGACAAACUGGAGUCUCUUUACGACUCUCUGACCGGCGAUGCCGACCCCAGAGAGACGUUUGCUCCAAAGCUGGUGAUCCUGGAUUUCAGUGACAUGGCCAGCAUGGAGGAGGUGGUGUCUGAGGUGAUGGAGUGUUACGGCUGCGUGGAUGUGCUGAUCUGCAACAGCAGCGUGAAGCUCAAGGCUCCCGCUCGGAGCGUCUCUCUGGAGACGGACAGAAACAUCAUGGACAUCAACUACUUUGGGCCCAGCACUCUUGCCAAAGGUGUUCUUCCAGCCAUGAUCUCUCGAAGGUCAGGGCACAUCAUCCUGGUGAACAGCGUCCAGGGUAGACUGGCUGUCCCUUUCAGGAGCUCAUAUGCCGCCUCCAAACACGCUGCACAGGCCUUCUUUGACUGCCUGAGGGCUGAAGUGGAGGAGUAUGGCCUUGUGGUCAGCACCGUCAGUCACACCUUCAUAAACAGCGCUGAACCAGCACCGCUACCCAGUCCAAAGCCAAACGCCCUGGCUGCAUUCAUCAAAAGCCAGCUGACCCACGGCGUGCGUCCAUCAGUCCUGGCCAAUGAGAUUAUGCAAACUGUGAACAGGAAGAGAAAGGAGGUUGUGCUUGCACACCCCAUCCCCAGAGUGGCCCUCUACCUCCGCUCGCUGUUCCCGCCUUUCCUCUUCGCUGUGCUGGCGGCGGGGGUGAAGGACUCCAUGCUGGCCGAGGAGAUGCAGUGACACAACACACACGUGUGUAUUAAAGCCAAAUCCCUGUGGAGAUGCAACAGUGCCUGGCUGUUCUUUUCCUACAUGAUCACUGCUGAUGCAAAGGUUAGGGUGAUGCUGAACUACGGUGGCCCAGAAGGGUCACAACACAACACUUUAGAUUUGCAACACAAAGUAACACACUACUAUUCGUCACAACAAGAAACAAUUAACUCACAACACGACAAAAUCAACUCACAGCGCAACACUUUACCUCAAAAUGGAAGUUUCACUGCUUUUAUUCUGAAAUUUCUACGGGGCAAACACAUCAGUAAUCGAGUCUCCAUUCUGGAUUUAUGAUUCUCCCGGUACCGGCAGCUUCUCUCCUGCUCUGUCUGAGAGCCAUCUGUGUGACAGCCGCUUCUGCCGUGUUCCUGUACCUGUAUACCUGUAUACCUGUAAACCUGUAUACCUGUAUACCUGUAUACCUGUAUACCUGUAAACCUGUAUACUUGCAACGGAAGUGAUACUCCCAUUUUGAGAUAAAAUGUUGUGCUGUGAGUUCA
Messenger RNA from Oryzias latipes (Japanese medaka), 1651 nucleotides. RefSeq names its product dehydrogenase/reductase (SDR family) member 7Cb (gene dhrs7cb). NCBI's taxonomy places the organism in Eukaryota, Metazoa, Chordata, Actinopteri, Beloniformes, Adrianichthyidae. The record is from RefSeq and is a predicted model, not a curated record. Gene Ontology annotation, biological process: intracellular calcium ion homeostasis. Gene Ontology annotation, molecular function: oxidoreductase activity, acting on the CH-OH group of donors, NAD or NADP as acceptor.